Molecule: messenger RNA, 1416 nt
Organism: Rotaria sp. Silwood2
Lineage: Eukaryota; Metazoa; Rotifera; Eurotatoria; Philodinida; Philodinidae
Source: the annotation of a GenBank genome assembly
AUGAAUGUUGGACUUGUCGUCGAAGCUGGUGGUUUUUUGUUGUUACCGGCGAGUCCUCCUGGUUAUUGUUCAUCUCAAAUCGGUGAUCAUCUUCUCUAUGCAGGCAAUUAUAUUUCACUACCGUGUCCAAUCGGUACAGCACGCAAUACAACUAGUUUUGGCCCGUGUUUUAUUUGUCCUCCUAAAACAAAAAAUAACGGAAGUUCAGGAAUGAAUUGUGAAGUAUGUUCAAGCAAUGAGUCUCUACUUUGUUUACGUGGAACGAAGAUGGAAGUCGAAUGGAACAAAUUGUCGAGUUUUAAUCAAGCCAAUCCCUAUCCGGAUUCACCUGAAACAAAAGAAUUCGAUGAUGUUCUCCUACAAAAUGUAUUCAAAUUUGGUACUUUAUCUAGUCACUGUUUAAUUAUUUCACCAUUAUUUUGGGCAACAUUGGCGAUCGGUUUCAGCUUCAUUGUCGUCAUUAUCAUGGGCAUUUUGGCAUUUUAUCCUAAACAAAAACCUCACCGUACGUUCGUACAAAAGAUCUUCACGCGUAUUGAUCUCAUUGGACACGGUGAACUCUGGCUUGGUGGACUUGUUUCAGUAGUACUCAUGAUUUUGAUUGGAUUCACGUGCAAAUUUAGUAUAUCUUUUUCGAAUCUCUAUCCGAUUGAGAUAAUCUCAGCAAGUACACAUUCGUCUGUGAUAUGCGAUCCGAAUUUAAUCAAUGCAAAAUUUAUUAGUGCGCUUCAACUUCUGUCCAUCCAUAAACAUGAUGAGGAAGAGCCAAUUUUUCGAUUACUCGAUGAACAACAAAUUGUUCUUACAACGCAAUUUGUCAGUACAGAAUUUCAAUGUGAACAUGUUACUAUGCAACGAAAUAUGGAUAAAGGACAACAGACUCUAUCUUCUGAUUUCAACUGCACAACGGAUAAUGAAAGUAAUAUUGUCUCAGUAUCAACACUUCUUCCUCAACAUCUGAUUGUGGUUCAAUUCAGUCUUACAGGAUCAUCAUUUAUCGGUGGUCUUCGCAUCUGUUUCAAUGGUCCAUCAACUAGUCAAAGCAACGGAAAAUAUACUAUUCAGAUGUUCAAUUUUUGUCGAUUCUUUUUCACUAUCAAUGAAACUCUUACGGCAAAUUCGAUUGUCAAUGUUAAAAUGACAAAAGUUAUCAACCGGACAGCACCUUUGUCAAAAAACGAUGAAUCAAUAUUCACGGGACGUUGGCUUCCUACUCUUACCGUGAAUACUCUAGCGGAUGCUCUUCUAUUCGAACAAAGAGGAAAAUAUCGACGCUAUUUAUCAAAUCAAAUCGUACUUGUUGUCGAUCUAACUGAAUCGGAAUUUUACUUAGAAAAUAGUCAAGAACCUAUCGCAAGACCCAAUGAAAUCGUAUUUCAAACUGUUCUAUUUUCGAGUGAGUUCAUCUAUUCUUAG